Messenger RNA from Pteronotus mesoamericanus, 1155 nucleotides. RefSeq names its product calcium voltage-gated channel auxiliary subunit gamma 4 (gene CACNG4). The transcript is spliced from 4 exons. The record is from RefSeq and is a predicted model, not a curated record. Gene Ontology annotation, molecular function: channel regulator activity; voltage-gated calcium channel activity. Gene Ontology annotation, biological process: calcium ion transmembrane transport; transmission of nerve impulse; positive regulation of synaptic transmission, glutamatergic. Gene Ontology annotation, cellular component: postsynaptic density membrane; AMPA glutamate receptor complex; voltage-gated calcium channel complex. NCBI's taxonomy places the organism in Eukaryota, Metazoa, Chordata, Mammalia, Chiroptera, Mormoopidae. The coding region runs from base 1 to 984 and encodes 327 amino acids.
AUGGUGCGAUGCGACCGCGGGCUGCAGUUGCUGCUGACCACGGCCGGAGCCUUCGCCGCCUUCUCGCUCAUGGCCAUCGCCAUCGGCACCGACUACUGGCUCUACUCCAGCGCGCACAUCUGCAACAGCAGCAACCUGACCAUGGACGACGGGCCCCCGCCCCGCCGCGCCCGUGGCGACCUCACCCACUCGGGGCUGUGGCGGGUGUGCUGCAUCGAAGGGAUCUAUAAAGGGCACUGCUUCCGGAUCAAUCACUUCCCAGAGGACAACGAUUAUGACCAUGACAGCUCGGAGUAUCUCCUUCGCAUUGUGCGUGCCUCCAGCGUCUUCCCCAUCCUCAGCACCAUCCUGCUCCUGCUCGGUGGGCUCUGCAUCGCUGCCGGGAGGUUCUACAGCCGCAAGAACAACAUCGUCCUCAGUGCCGGCAUCCUCUUUGUGGCUGCAGGCCUCAGUAACAUCAUAGGCAUCAUUGUCUACAUUUCCAGCAACACGGGCGACCCAAGCGACAAGCGCGAUGAAGACAAAAAAAACCAUUACAACUACGGCUGGUCUUUCUACUUUGGAGCCCUGUCGUUCAUUGUGGCCGAGACGGUGGGUGUCCUGGCCGUGAACAUUUACAUUGAGAAAAAUAAAGAGUUGAGAUUUAAGACCAAACGGGAGUUCCUUAAGGCUCCCUCUUCGUCCCCCUACGCCAGGAUGCCCAGCUACAGGUACCGGCGACGGCGCUCUCGGUCCAGCUCCAGGUCCACCGACGCCUCGCCCUCCAGGGACGCGUCACCGGUGGGCCUGAAGAUCACAGGGGCCAUCCCCAUGGGCGAGCUGUCCAUGUACACGCUGUCCCGGGAGCCCCUCAAGGUGACAACCGCCGCCAGCUACAGCCCAAGCCAGGAGGCCAGCUUCCUGCAGGUGCACGACUUCUUCCAGCAGGACCUGAAGGAAGGCUUGCACGUCAGCAUGUUGAACCGGCGGACCACCCCCGUGUGAGCACCCCUUUCUUAGCACCAGCCUCUCCCCAAAACGGCUGUUUGGUUCCCACAUGAGGGCACCAAACCCUUCAGAUAGACCGGCCAUGGACUGCAACCAAACCCAACCCUCCCUGGUCUCUAGCUGUGUUGUGGGCUGGCUUGGCACAAAGCGUCAGGAGACUGGAAUCAG